Molecule: messenger RNA, 4232 nt
Organism: Xyrauchen texanus (razorback sucker)
Lineage: Eukaryota; Metazoa; Chordata; Actinopteri; Cypriniformes; Catostomidae
Product: tight junction protein ZO-3-like
Exons: 30
Biological process (GO): establishment of endothelial intestinal barrier; positive regulation of blood-brain barrier permeability; protein localization to cell-cell junction
Cellular component (GO): bicellular tight junction; plasma membrane
Molecular function (GO): cell adhesion molecule binding
Source: RefSeq, a predicted model, not a curated record
UCAGGUGUGGGUUUGUACAUGGAUUGUUUUUCCCUCGUUAACAGUCUGUGUGUUGCCAUAUUUACUGUGCGCUAUAGGAACUGUUGUCGUGUAUGGCAUUGAUAAGGUUUUAGGAAGAAUGCAGAUAUUAUGUUGAAGCAAAUACUUUCGAUUUCCUGCUUUAUGCUUUAAUGUUAAUGAGGUAGCUGGACUUCCUGUCUUUAGUUCUGUCUGAAAAUGGAAGUGAGAUUUAAAGGGGCGAAAGCAGACAUGGAAGAGAUGACGAUAUGGGAGCAGCACACAGUCACGUUAACGAAAGACUCCAAGGUUGGUUUCGGUUUUGCUGUGUCAGGUGGGCUAGACAACCCCAACCCAGUAAGUAGGGACUCAGCCGUAAUGGUCUCUGAUGUGAUUCCCAGUGGACCAGCCAUGGGCCGACUUCAAUCACGGGAUCAAAUAGUUAUGGUGAAUGGAGUUUCAAUGGAAAACGUCACCUCGAUGUAUACUAUUCAGAAUCUGAGAAAUUGUGGGAAAACAGCGAACAUUACUGUAAAGAGACCAUGCACAAUUCAGAUCCCUGUGAGCAACAGACCAACUCGUUCUGUCUCUCAAUCCAACUUACUAGACGAUGACAGACCCAAGGGAAGGGAUCGGCGUGGCUCAGAUACUGAUCGCAAUCGACGAGGUCGAAGUUUGACACCUGACCGUAAUGGUCACGACUUGCCUAUCAUGUCCGGCUUCAAAAGGCUAUCCAAUCAGGACAUGAAAUAUAAACCAAUCAGAGCGACCCUGAUCAAGAAAAAACCCACAGAUGAGUAUGGAAUGAAGUUGGGGAGCCAGAUCUUCAUUAAACACAUGACACCAACCGGUCUGGCCUCCAAAGAGGGCACCCUACAGGAAGGAGAUCUUGUUCUGAAGAUUAAUGGCAUAACGACAGAAAAUCUGUCCUUGCUGGAGACCAAACACCUGGUGGAGAAGUCUAGAGGUAAGCUGACCAUGCUAGUGUUGAGGGAUGACAGAAAGUUACUGGUCAGCAUUCCAGAGGUUGAGGACAGUCCUCAAAAUAGCGCAGACGAGAGACGAGAAGACAGUAGCUCAGAGUUGGAGGAAAUCUCAGAUCUGGAUUCAGAUGGCCCCACAAACAGAACAUCACGUCCAAAGGGUCGCCGCUCUCGCAGAAAUCGCGCUGAUCCUCUUCCGCUCUCAAAACCUUCAGAGUCUGAAUCGGAACGCAGCCACUCACCUUUACCAUCAAGGGUUCUCUCAGGGGUCUCCACACUGCCAAACCCUCGAGCUUCACCUGUCUCCCAGAUUUGGAACCCAUCCACUGCCUCACGACCUCGCAAAGCUGUUUCUGAGUCUGAUUCAGACCGGAGUGCCACCCCACCCCCCAGACGCAAGAGUCCCAGACCUGAGAAUCACUCCAGAUACAAGGUUCUCCCUGAUCUUCCCCCACCUGGUGUGAAGUCUUCCUCUAUUAUGUCUCAGGAUUUCCCUCGCCGCAUGGCCUCACCUUAUAGACCACCACCCAGAGAUGCAUCAGAAUCUGAAUCCGAUAAUAGUACUGAACCUCCUCGCAGACAGGGCACUCCGGCCAGUCAGGAGUCCCGCAGUAGAUACAGGGCAACCCCUGAGGUCAUGGCAGUCCCUCCAAUGGAACCCACAAAAUGGGUAAAACCCUCAAUGCCUGUAAAGAGAGCUCCCUCAGAGUCUGAAUCAGAUGUGAGUUACAACUCUCCUCCACGACCAAAUUCUACAGCCAUUAAAAACUUUAGAGCCAAACAGGGAGCAGAAAUGCAAGCGCCGAUCAUCAACAGAAGACAAGAGGCUCCACUCAGAGCAGCACCGGCCAGACCUCCACCUGAAGAUUCCUCUGAAUCAGAAAGGGCCCCCUCGCCUCCCAGAAGAUCAGACUGUCCCGGCCGCUACAGUGAUUACAGUUUCCCACAUGCUAAUGGCACUCUCCGCUCUAAUGUGUCCAUUCCCAACCACACUGAACUGAACUCUAAACCUGUAGAAGAGCCUUUGUAUUCCCUCCCACCAGAUGCAGUGCCUACGCCAAACCUGCGGUACAGUUCGGAUCAGAACCAUGUGGACUUUGUGAAGGAGGGUAACGUUGGGUUGAGAUUGGUGGGAGGAAAUGACGUUGGCAUCUUUGUUGGUGGUGUCCAAGCCAACAGUCCAGCCCAGAGGGAAGGCAUGAAAGGGGGUGAUCAGAUACUGGAGGUAAAUGGCGUGGACUUCAGCCACUUCACCAGAGAGGAAGCAGCUAUGUACCUCAUGAACAUCCGUGCUGGGGACCGUAUUGAUAUCCGUACUCAGAAUAAAAUGGACAUCUACAAGAAGAUCUUGAAGUCUAGCCUGGGUGACUCCUUCUACAUCCGUACACAUUUUGACCAUGUGGCGGAGAGCAACGUUGGCCUGAGCUUCACCAGAGGCGAGGUGUUUAGAGUGGUGGACACCAUGCACCGUGGGAAGCUUGGAACUUGGUUAGCUGUGCGCAUGGGCAAUGACUUGCACGAACUGGACAAAGGCACCAUUCCUAACCAGACCAGGGCUGAAACUUUGGCCAGUUUGGAGCAGGCGCAGAGAAUCAGUGCGGCCGAGCGCCAAGCCUCCGGCCCCAGAGCUGAAUUCUGGAAGCUUCGUGGUCUCCGAGGGGCCAAGAAGAACACCAGAAGAACCCGUGAUGACCUGCUACAGUUGACAAUUCAGGGCAAAUUUCCAGCUUAUGAGAAGGUCCUGCUGAGAGAGGCCAAUUUCAAGCGGCCUAUCGUCGUUUUGGGUCCUGUGAAUGACAUCGUCAAUGAGAAGCUGGCCAGAGAAAUGCCUGAUGAAUUUGAAGUUGCAGAAAUGGUACCCAGGUGUGGAAGUGGGAGUUCAUCCAGUGUCAUCAAACUGGACACAGUAAGGCGGAUCACAGAGCAGGAAAAGUACCCUCUGCUGGACAUCACUCCAACUGCAAUAGAGAGGUUGAGUUAUAUUCAAUACCAUCCCAUGGUGCUGUUUUUGGAUCCUCACAGUUGGAAAGAUGUGAAGGCCAUAAGGCAAAAAUACAUGCCAAACUCCAAAAAGAGCUCUCGACGCCUCUACGCUCAGGCUUUAAAGCUCAGGAAACACUACAGCCAUUUAUUUUCUGCACGCAUUGAUAUUCAGAAUAAUUUUAACAUAUGGUUUGAUGUUCUGAAAGACAAGAUUCGUCAGUAGCAGGAUAAACCAGUCUGGGUUUCAGAAGUAAUGUUGGAAAGAGGCGGCGACGAAGAGCUUGACGCACUGAGCCGCUCGCACAACGCUGACUACCUCAGCGGUGCCAGUGACUACGAGGACACUGACGGUGAGACUUUCACUGACGGCGAAGUCUACACAGACAACGAAGAGUUGGAAGAGCCCACCGAAGGCAUUGGAAGACACCGCAGUGCACUGGCCCGUUCCUCGGAGCCCACCACUGGGCAGAACCCAAGCCGUGAGCCUCCCUAUGACCCAGAAUCAUACCUGGAGGAAGAGCCUGAGUACACCUUGACCCCCUCUGAAGUACCUCCGAUCCUUCAUGUUCCAGAGACCCGAUCUUCACUCCUCACCUACAAUAGCCCCCAACAACAGGACGACAUCCCCUCCCAGCGCAGCUUCAGUGAUUCAGACUUCAGUACCACUGAGUUGGGCACACCACCAGCACCCUCCAACAUGCCACCCAACUUUAGGGCACCAGACCUCACAGAACUCGCUGCAGAUACCCCUCCACCACUGUCAGCCACAGAGGAGAAACUACGACGGGCCUAUAUGGCACAACCUGAAAGGAAGCCUUCUCCUUCAUUCAUAAUAUUUGCCCAUCAUGAAGCCAUACAAAUGAGGAGGAUGCAAAUCAGAGGAAGUGACAGUGACGAUAAUGAUGACGACAGAUAUGAUGAUGAUUAUGGUGACGAUGAUGAUGAAACUGAUGACACUGAAUGGGGACCAGCUACAGAGCUCUAAUACAUGGACAACACUAUCAUAGACCUCUCAUGUCUCUUAUUGGAGCUGUACCUUUACACAACCAUACUGAAAAGAACUAUAAAAAGCUUUUUUUUUUAAUGUUUCAGUGUUGUUGUUUUUUUAAUGAAUUAACUUUAUGGACUUUAUGUAGAUGAAGGUAAUCCUGAACUGAUUUAGAAGAUUUGUGAACAAUGCACUAGCAUCCUUUUGCACAUUUUGUUGCUGUAAUGGAUGUGCUGAGAUUUUCCUCAGGAUCAUUUCAAAAAGAAAUAUUGCCAGUUGUA